Molecule: messenger RNA, 1922 nt
Organism: Hevea brasiliensis (rubber tree)
Lineage: Eukaryota; Viridiplantae; Streptophyta; Magnoliopsida; Malpighiales; Euphorbiaceae
Product: MLO-like protein 9
Exons: 14
Coding region: 110-1738 (542 amino acids)
Biological process (GO): defense response
Cellular component (GO): membrane
Source: RefSeq, a predicted model, not a curated record
CCUUCAUUUAGUUACACCUAUUCAUCCCAAAAAUAACAGCAUCACUGGCUAUAUAUGUCUCAUUAAGCAAGAGAGAAAUUGUAACAUUUGAAGCAAAAAUAGUAGAUAGAUGGAGCAAGGGAAUGCUACCCUUGAGCACACUCCAACAUGGGCUAUUUCAAUUGUUUGUAUGUGUUUUAUUCUCAUCUGUUUUAUCUUUGAAGCUGCUCUUCAUUGCCUCACAGAAUUUCUCAGGAAAAGAAGAAGAAAAUCCCUUGUUAUAGCCCUGGAAAAGACUAAAACAGAGAUGAUGACAAUGGGUUUCAUAUCAUUGCUUCUCACAAUAUCGGAAGUACCUAUAUCAAAAAUCUGUGUAACAGAAUCAGUGGCAAACUCCUUUCAUCCUUGCAAAGAUCCAGAACCUGCUCUUUUAUCAGCAACACAAAUUGCGGACCUUUCCAGUGACACCACAGGUGAAUCCUUUUGUCAGGCAAAGGGAAUGGUAUCACUGAUAUCAAGGGAAGGAGUCAUGCAGCUAAAGUUGUUCAUUUCUGCGUUAGCUGUGUUUCAUGUAUUCUACUGUAUAUUAACUAUGUCUCUUGGUAGGGCAAAGAUGAGAAGAUGGAAAGCAUGGGAGGAAGAGACUCAAUCCUUUGAGUAUCAGAUUGCUAAUGAUCCAAGGAGGUUCCGGCUCACCCACCAAACAUCGUUUGGGAGAAGACAUUUGAAAAUGUGGAGUGAUAAUCCUCUCUUGCUUUGGCCAGUAUGUUUCAUUCGUCAGUUUAGUGGCUCAGCCUCGAAAGCUGAUUACUUCACCCUUCGCGAUGGUUUCAUCCGGGCCAAUGUUGCUGAAGGAAGCACAUUCAACUUCCAGAAAUUCCUCGUCAGAGCUUUUGAUGAUGAUUUUAAACAGAUAGUUGGAAUCAGGCUAUGGAUCUGGAUGUUGUGCCUGCUUUUCAUUUUUUUCAGUGCAAAAGAAUUUUACAACUACUACUGGCUUCCAUUCAUUCCCCUACUGAUUGUUCUAGCAGUGGGGACAAAGCUGGAAACUAUAAUAACCAAAAUGUGUGUGGAGAGUUGCAAGAAUAAUUCUGUGAUUCGAGGCACUUUUCCGGUGAAGCCCAGCAAUGAAUAUUUCUGGUUUAAUAAACCUAAAUUGCUGCUCUAUCUGCUGCAGUUUAUCCUAAUCCAGAAUUCCUUUCAACUGGCAUUCUUCACCUGGGCAUGGUAUAAGUAUGGCCCAAGAUCUUGCUUCAAUCAAGAAACAGAAGAUGUUGCCAUUAGGAUCACAACGGGCAUUGGUGUGCAGUUCCUCUGCGGCUAUGUGACUCUACCAAUCUACGCACUCGUCACUCAGAUGGGUUCUGGGAUGAAGAGAGCUGUAUUCACUGAACGUGCAACCAAAGGGCUCAAGAAUUGGCAUUGGAGAGCAAGGAACCGUCUUCACAAUAAUAUAUCCACUAUAACCAGACAGCCAUUAAAUUUUCAGCGUUCUUAUGGCAAUGACACUUCUGUUACUCGUCAAUUAGCAGUCAUGAACUCUCCUAAUCCUGAGACAACAGAAAAUGCAGCAGAGCAUCAUAACCAUACUCAUAAUAUUGCAGCUACCACCUCAAGCACUUCCACACGAGAAAUCACUACAGAGGAAGCUAGUACCUCCAGAGGUACCGAUGACGGUGAGAUCUCCUUUGCGAGCAGUUGGAAAAAAAUGGGAAGUAGCAGGAUUAGUUCAAUAAUGGAAGAACGAAGAAGUAGAUGAUUAGGACUCCAAAGCAUUAGCUGGAGAUUUUCAACUUUCAGUUUGGUCUGUUAAGAGCAAAUAUUCCAAACCCAAUCAACAUUACAGUAGGUUUUGAUAUUUGUAAAGAUGACAACAUGGUUUUACAAAUUAAUGUAAGUCCAUAACUAAAAUCGAAUGUCUGGUUUAAAAUUUUCUCAGAAAA